CAACCAAAUCCUAAAGAAGAAGAAGUCAACCACCUCGGUAUCUUGCUAGGCAACAAAGCUGAAACAUUGGUGCUCUUCAGACGCUUUCGGUGAUUAUUAGCCGCUGUGUUUUAAACUCAUUUUUGUCGUCUAGUUAGUUACUACCCCUUUCGUUUAAAUAUUCCGUUGUUAGUCAUCUAGCUAGCUGGUUAAGUUAGGGCUAGUAUUAGACGAGUUGCUAAUGCUAACUAGCUAGCAAGUUAGCAUCCCCGACCAUGAACUCACUAAGCUACUCCACCCAUGAGGAGGUCUGCUGGACGGAGAAAGAAACUCUGGUGAAAGAGGAGGAGGAAGAGAAAUAUGUUACAAUACAAAAACAAGUGGAGGGUGAGGCUGUUACCGUGAAAGAAGAAGAGAAAGACGUUUCAGUGAAAGGAGAGGAAGACUCGUUCAGAGUGAAAGAGGAAGAGGAUGUUACAGUAAAAGAGGAGGAUGUUACUGAAGAGAUGGAGAAUGCCGUUUUUGGAAUGAAGAAGGAUGGGGGGGAGGUGACUGUUACUGUGAAGGAAGAGGAGGAAGACUAUGCCGUUUUUGGAAGGAAGGAGGGGGAGGUGACUGCUACUGUGAAGGAAGAGGAGGAAGACUAUGCCGUUUUUGGAAUGAAGGAGGGGGAGGUGACUGCUACUGUGAAGGAAGAGGAAGAAGCGUUCAGAGUGAAAGAGGAGGAGGAUGUUACUCUGAAGGAGGAGAAUGCAGUUUUUGGAAUGAAGGAGGAGGGGGAGGUGACUGUUUCAGCAAAAGAAGAGGAAGAAGCGUUCAGAGUGAAAGAGGAGGAGGAUGUUACUCUGAAGGAGGAGAAAGAGGAGAAUGCCGUUUUUGGAGUGGAGGAGGAGGGGGAGAUUACUGUCUCAUUGGAGGAGGAGGAGGAGGAGGAGGAGAAAGAAGAAGAAGAAGAGACGACAGGAGAUCUGAUUAACGACGGAGAGAGACCAGACUCUCCAUCUGACAGCAGAACGAGUCCUUCAGGGGAACCAGACCCUGAGUCCCCAGCGAGGCAACACCACUGCUCCCAGUGUAAUAUGAGUUUUAAGUGGUUAUGGAAGCUGAAAGAGCAUGAAAGGAAACACACUGGAGAAAAGCCCUUCCAAUGCUCCCAGUGUGGAAAUAGAUUCUCACGAUCACAUGACCUAAAAUCACAUGAGAGGACACACACAGGGGAAAAACCUCACAAUUGCUCACAGUGUGGAAAGCUUUUUUCCCAUUUAGGGAACCUGAACAAACAUAAGAGAAUACACUCUGGAGAGAAGCCUUACCCCUGUUCCCAUUGUGGAAAGAAUUUUAGGUUGUCAGGUAACCUGAAAACGCACGAGAGGACACACACAGGGGAGAAACCUUACCAUUGCUCCGUGUGUGGUAAGGAUUUUACCAAGUUAGGGAACCUGAAAGAUCACGAGAAGAAACACACAGGAGAAAAGCCUUACCACUGCUCCAAUUGUGGAAAGAGAUUUUCAACAUCAUCAGACUUAAAAAAGCACGAGAUGACGCACACCGGGGAGAAAUCUUACCAUUGCUCUCAGUGUGGAAAUAGUUUCUUACGAUCACAUGACCUGAGAUCACAUGAGCGGACACACACAGGGGAAAAACCACACAGUUGUACCCAGUGUGGAAAGUGUUUUUUGCAUUUAGGGAACCUGAACAAACAUAAGAAAAUACACUCUGGGGAGAAGCCUUACCCCUGUUCCCAUUGUGGGAAAUUCUUUAGGUCAUUAGAUAACAUGAGGGAGCAUGAGAAGACACACGCAGGGAAGAAGCUUUACCAUUGCGUCUUGUGCGGGAAGAGAUAUUCACGAUCACAUGACCUAAAAUCACAUAAAAGGAAACACACGGGGGAGGAAAACACACAAUUACACACACAGGGGAAAAACCACACAGUUGGUCCCAGUGUGGAAAGAAUCACACGCAGUUAGAGAACCUCUUCCCAGUGAGGAAAUACAUUGUCCAAUUAAACACACAGGGGAGAAACCACACAGUUGGUCCCAGUGUGGAAAGAAUCACGCAGUUAGAGAACCUCUUCCCAGUGAGGAAAUACAUUGUCCAAUUAAACACACAGGGGAUAAACCACACAGUUGGUCCCAGUGUGGAAAGAAUCACACGCAGUUAGAGAACCUCUUCCCAGUGAGGAAAUACAUUGUCCAAUUACACACACAGGGGAGAAAUCACACAGUUGGUCCCAGUGAGGAAAUACAUUGUCCAAUUACACACAGGGGAGAAACCACACAGUUGGUCCCAGUGUGGAAAGAAUCACACGCAGUUAGAGAACCGUUCCCGUUGUGUGGAACUAUAUUUUCCCGAUCACAUGACCAACAAUUCACAUCAAAUCUAACCAAGCUGUAUUUAUUCAGCACAUUUCAGACAUGGAGUGGAACACAAUGGGCUUCACAGGGAAAAAACAAUAAGGGGAUUUGCUGAA
Oncorhynchus nerka (sockeye salmon) is the source of this 2449-nucleotide messenger RNA. RefSeq names its product zinc finger protein 771-like. Gene Ontology annotation, molecular function: RNA polymerase II cis-regulatory region sequence-specific DNA binding; DNA-binding transcription factor activity, RNA polymerase II-specific. The record is from RefSeq and is a predicted model, not a curated record. The transcript is spliced from 2 exons. Lineage: Eukaryota; Metazoa; Chordata; Actinopteri; Salmoniformes; Salmonidae. Gene Ontology annotation, biological process: regulation of transcription by RNA polymerase II. The coding region runs from base 255 to 1946 and encodes 563 amino acids.